AUGGGUAAAAUGGGUUUCGGGCAAAAAUGGCUAAAGUGGAUUAAGUGGUGCAUUUCUAGGGCAAGCUUCUCUGUUUUGGUGAAUGGUACUCCCACGGAUUUUUUCCGAAGCUCAAAGGGGUUGAGACAAAGGGAUCCCCUAUCCCCCUAUUUACUUGUGAUUGCUAUGAAGGCUCUCAGUAGCUUGUUGGUGAGAACCCGGGAGGGAGGUUUCUUGUCAGGUUUUAAGAUCAAGUCACCAAUUUAUAUUGGCUCCUCAUGUGGUUUGAAGCUAUUUCAAGGUGAGAUGAUUCUAAUAGGAUCAGUGGUUAAUUUGGAGGUGUUGGCUUCGGAGAUUGGUUGUAAGUUCUUCUCUACAAAUGGUGUUAGCAUUAUGCAAGUGAAGGGGAUAGUUUGGAAGAAGGUCAUUAAGGGGAAGUAUGGGGAGGAAGAAGGAGGGUGGUCGUUUUGUGAGGCUAAAGAGGCGUGGGUACCAGAUUUGUGGGAGCAAAGGGAGAGAGGAGGGGUUUGGAACUUCCAUUUUGCUAGAAAUCCAAAUGAUUGGGAGUUGGAUUCUAUGGAGAGGUCCCUUUUUCAACAGCAAGGUCAUUGGGUGAAUAGGGAGCAGGAGGAUAGAGUGGUUUGA
Molecule: messenger RNA, 624 nt
Organism: Vitis vinifera (wine grape)
Lineage: Eukaryota; Viridiplantae; Streptophyta; Magnoliopsida; Vitales; Vitaceae
Exons: 4
Coding region: 1-624 (207 amino acids)
Source: RefSeq, a predicted model, not a curated record